CCCAAUUUCAACCACCUCAUAUAUAAACCAAAAACGUUCACACACACAAAAAACCCUAAUCGCAAAUAGAAUAGCAAGUUUAACUUCAUCGUUUUCUCGGCCUCCAACCGAAAAUGAAGUUCAACAUUGCUAAUCCGACAACUGGAUGCCAGAAAAAGCUGGAAAUUGACGAUGAUCAGAAACUCCGAGCUUUCUUCGACAAAAGGAUCUCCCAAGAGGUUAGUGGAGAUGCUUUGGGUGAGGAGUUCAAGGGCUACGUUUUCAAGAUAAUGGGAGGAUGUGACAAGCAAGGUUUCCCAAUGAAGCAGGGAGUGUUAACUCCCGGCCGUGUACGUCUUUUGCUCCACAGAGGUACUCCUUGCUUCAGGGGUUAUGGUAGGAGAAAUGGAGAGCGCAGAAGGAAGUCUGUCCGUGGAUGCAUUGUCAGCCCUGAUCUUUCUGUUUUGAACCUCGUUAUUGUGAAAAAGGGUGAUAAUGAUCUGCCUGGACUGACCGACACUGAAAAGCCAAGGAUGAGAGGACCCAAAAGGGCUUCUAAGAUUAGAAAGCUCUUCAAUCUUUCCAAGGAAGACGAUGUCAGGAAGUAUGUCAACACUUACCGCAGAAAUUUCACUACCAAGACUGGUAAAAAUGCGAGCAAGGCUCCUAAGAUUCAGAGGUUAGUGACACCCUUGACUUUGCAAAGAAAGAGAGCGAGAAUCGCUGACAAGAAGAAGAGAAUUGCUAAGGCUAAAUCCGAGGCAGCUGAUUAUCAGAAACUUCUUGCUAGUAGGUUGAAGGAGCAAAGAGAGAGGCGUAGCGAGAGUUUGGCUAAGAAGCGGUCUAGACUCUCUGCAGCGUCUAAGCCAUCUAUUGCCGCUUAAGUUCAGUGGAUCUUAUCGAGAGGGGUAUAAGAGAAUGAGCUGCGUUUUUUGUCUCUAUUGUUACAGCUUUUGUGAUUUCUAGUGUUACAUUGGUCUGAUUGUGGCCACAUACAACUACUUUUAGGUUCCAGAUUUUUGGUUACUUUGUCUUUUUGGUCCAUCCUUACACAUCAAUCUAGCACUGUUAUUUGUUUUUCUUGACAUUGAUCAGUUCUUUUCGGUUACUUGUAUGACAUUAAUCUAUUUUUGACA
This is a messenger RNA of Capsicum annuum, 1115 nucleotides long. Its product is annotated as 40S ribosomal protein S6. Gene Ontology annotation, cellular component: ribosome. Lineage: Eukaryota; Viridiplantae; Streptophyta; Magnoliopsida; Solanales; Solanaceae. The transcript is spliced from 6 exons. The record is from RefSeq and is a predicted model, not a curated record. Gene Ontology annotation, biological process: translation. The coding region runs from base 114 to 863 and encodes 249 amino acids. Gene Ontology annotation, molecular function: structural constituent of ribosome.